This is a messenger RNA of Miscanthus lutarioriparius, 1188 nucleotides long. The record is from the annotation of a GenBank genome assembly. Lineage: Eukaryota; Viridiplantae; Streptophyta; Magnoliopsida; Poales; Poaceae.
AUGAUCGCGUGGGGUGACAUCUACAAGGUGGUGGCGGCAAUGGCGCCGCUCUACUUCGCGCUGGGGCUCGGGUACGGGUCGGUGCGGUGGUGGCGGUUCUUCACGGCGGAGCAGUGCGGCGCCAUCAACACGCUGGUGGUGAACUUCUCCAUGCCCUUCUUCACCUUCAACUUCCUCGCGCGCGCCAACCCCUACACCAUGAACUACCGCGUCCUGGCCGCCGACGCCGUGUCCAAGGCGCUGGCCAUCGCCGCCGUGUCCGCCUGGGCGGGCUGCUGCCGUGCCAAGGCCGGCGGGCAGUCCUGGGCCAUCACGGGGUUCUCCCUCGCCGGGUUCAACAACACGCUCGUCGUCGGCGUGCCGCUGCUCUACGCCAUGUACGGCAAGUGGGCGCAGGACCUCAUCGUGCAGAUCGCCGUCGUGCAGUCCCUCGUCUGGUUCCCGCUCCUGCUGCUGGGGUUCGAGCUGCGCAAGGCGUGGGUCGGCAUCCCCGCCCAAGGCGGCGGCGUCAGCCGUUGCAGCAGCAGCAGCGGCAGCGAUGACGACGACUCGGCAGGAGGCCGUGUGGGACCGGUGUCAUCGUCGUCGUCGUCGUCGUCACCGCCACCGUCGCCACCGCCCAAGAAGGACGCCGCCGCCGAGAAGGAUGUCGAGAUGAACGCGGAGGAGGAAGCCGCCGCCGCCGCCGGGACGACGAUCCGGCUGUGGCCGAUGGUGAGGACUGUCGGGCUGAAGCUGGCGGGGAACCCCAACGUGUACGCCAGCGUGCUCGGCGUGGUGUGGGCGUGCAUCGCCUACAGGUGGGAUCUCAGCAUGCCGGGCAUCGUGACGGGAUCGGUGGACGUCAUGUCCAAGACUGGCACGGGGAUGAGCAUGUUCAGCAUGGGGCUGUUCAUGGCGCAGCAGAAGAUGAUCGCGUGCGGCGCGGGACUGGCGUCGCUGGGGAUGGCGCUGCGGUUCGUCGCCGGCCCGCUCGCCACGCUGGUCGGCGCCGCCGCCUUCGGCCUCCGCGGCGACGUCCUACGCUUCGCCAUCAUACAGGCCGCACUACCACAGUCUAUCGCAUCCUUCGUCUUUGCAAAGGAGUACGGACUUCAUGCCGACGUGCUCAGCACGGCGGUUAUAUUCGGGACGCUGGUUUCUCUGCCGGUGCUCAUUGCGUAUUAUGCAGUCCUCGGCAUCUUGUGA